CGACCCCCCCACCCCGAUAUCGAGGUUCGUAUAUUAUUUUAAACUCUGAGUAUUUUGAUCGUCGUCCAAAACACCAAUCUGCCGUUUGCUCAUCAUUUUGGACUAUUCCCAUUCGCAUUGCCAGUACACGAAAAAUAAUUGACGCGGUGGUGUAAAUCGCGCUGUUGUAAUUUCUGCUAAAUCGGCCGAUAGGCAUAGCCUUCUGUUUUGAUGUCUUUGUGCAACAUCGUAGCACUGCGUUGGGACAAAAUGAGCAGCAACGGUGUGACCGAAGACGAUGAUUUCGGUGAUGAUCCGUUUCAUUCCGAAUUCGAUGAUUUGGAAACACCGCCCAGAUACAGACCCGAAAGCGUACAAUACUUUUGCCGGACAACGGGUUUUACAGAAUCGGAAAUUAAAAAAAUUUACCGCAAUUUCAAAACGGAAUGCCCGACCGGACUUAUCAAAGAAGACGCGUUCCGUGGCAUUUACUCGCAAUUUUUCCCUCAAGGAGCCAACAUAAGUCAAUAUGCUCACUAUGUCUUUCAAUCGUUGGACCACGAAAGAAAUGGCAUUCUAAAUUUUGAGGACAUGGUGCAGGGCUUGUGGACGCUGUCCCGAGGAUCGGUGGAUGACAAGCUCCGGUGGGCAUUCACGCUAUACGACCUGGACGGUGACGGGCAAAUUUGUCGGGACGAGAUGACACGCGUCGUGACAGCUAUCUACGAGCUGAUGGGCAAAUUCGCCGAACCGUGGCUCAAGGACGGCACGACGGUGGCCGCGCACGUAGAUUUCGUGUUCCAGAAAAUGGACCUCAACCGAGACGGGGUGGUGUCAUUUGAUGAGUUCAUGGAAAGUUGUAAAAAUGACGAGAACAUUACCCGUGCAAUGAUCUCAAUGUAGACAAGAGAUAUCGUAAAUAGAGAUGAUUUGUAUAAUAUUGUGAAUAUCGUUUUAAAAUGAUAUUAAACCUGAAAAACUGAUGGGCCACUACAGCUGGGCAACGUAAAAUCGUCAGACAUCAUAUGAAUGAUGAAUAGUAGUAUAAUAUUAUAUGAAAAAUAAUUUUUUUUUUUAAACAUUUUUUUUUUUUUUUUUUUGA
Messenger RNA from Melanaphis sacchari, 1081 nucleotides. Its product is annotated as Kv channel-interacting protein 4-like. The coding region runs from base 211 to 882 and encodes 223 amino acids. The record is from RefSeq and is a predicted model, not a curated record. Gene Ontology annotation, molecular function: calcium ion binding. The transcript has 6 exons. Lineage: Eukaryota; Metazoa; Arthropoda; Insecta; Hemiptera; Aphididae.